Molecule: messenger RNA, 429 nt
Organism: Funneliformis caledonium
Lineage: Eukaryota; Fungi; Glomeromycota; Glomeromycetes; Glomerales; Glomeraceae
Source: the annotation of a GenBank genome assembly
AAUAUGAACCUUCUAUACCUCUAUCCGAUUUUUUUAUUAAUGAAAGAAAUGAAUAUUAUAAUGAAGAUGCUCCUGAUGAUUUUGUUGAUUCUUAUCAAGAAAUUUCAAAUGAUGCAACUAUACUUACUAACAAUGUUUGUAUAAAAAUCGCUUCUGAAGAUAUUAGUCUAGAUACAACUUUUCUCUCUUGGGAUGAAGUUGAAAACUUCCUUGAGGACUAUGGAUAUCGAAAUGGUUUUGCAAUUAAUAAAUAUCGAAUGGAAAGAAACAAAUCUUCAAAUAUUAUUACUAAAAGGACUUUUACUUGUGAAUUUGGUGGCAAGUUCAAGUCUAAAAAAAAGGAAUCAUCAAUACAAGUUGAAAAACAAAACAAUACCCGAACAAAAAAGUGUUUGUGUCCUUGGCAUAUCAAUUUAACAUUUCCAGAGC